CAGAGCCACGUGCUGAGUGAGAAGUCCUGUUUCAACAUCUUUCCUAGUCCUGGGACACCUGUCUUCCCUUUCUCACCGGUUUGGGCGAAUGCAGAUGAAGUUAGGUGGUUGGACCCAUUGUGGCAAAUUCUGUCAUUUUGUUAGUCUUGGUCCUUACAAUUCCUUAUGUGUUUAGUACUGGGCGUCUUUAUGGGGAAUUACCAAUUUUUAGUUGUGAUGGAAGAUAUUUUCUGAUGGAAGCUGUACUAGUCUUUUUGGUAAUAGGUUGAGUAUGAGGAAGGUUUUUUAAGAAUACUGGUUUGUUUUGUUUGCAAAGCAGCAUUAACCUGGAAAUAUAGUGAACUGCUGAGAAGAUGUAAUGGCUUGCUUCUUGGUUGACGUCUGAGUGCUGGGACUCAGCAGCGUGCUGGCUGUGUGCUGCAGCGGCCAGAAGAAGAUGGCCACCCCUUACGUCCCGGUUCCCAUGCCGCUGGGAAACUCCGCUCCCAGUUUCUCAGCCAACAGGAAUCAGAGAAGUUCUUCUUUUGGCAGUAUCUCAACAAGUUCAAGUUCUUCCAAAGGCCAGACAGAAGACACGAAUAUGGGUAAUUUCAGACAGACAACUCUUCCUGAUGAAAUGGACAGUACUCCAUCUGUCUGUCGGAGUCCCCUCAUUAAGACUAAAUUUACAGGUGCAGAGUCUUCCAUUGAAUAUUCUGCUCGACCUAAAGAAACUGAAGAACAAAAUCCUGAAACAGUGAAUUGGGAAGAGAGACCAUCCACUCCAACUAUCCUGGGUUACGAGGUGAUGGAAGAAAGAGCUAAAUUUACUGUGUAUAAAAUACUAGUAAAGAAAACUGCAGAAGAAAGCUGGGUGGUUUUCAGAAGAUACACUGACUUCUCUAGGCUUAAUGACAAAUUAAAAGAAAUGUUUCCAGGCUUUCGAUUAGCACUUCCACCGAAGCGCUGGUUUAAGAAUAACUACAGUGCUGACUUUUUAGAAGAUAGACAAUUAGGAUUACAAGCAUUUCUUCAAAAUUUGGUAGCUCACAAGGACAUUGCUAACUGCCUUGCAGUGAGAGAAUUUCUUUGUCUGGAUGACCCCCCAGGUCCAUUUGAUAGCCUAGAAGAAAGCAGGGCUUUCUGUGAAACUUUAGAAGAGACUAACUACCAUUUACAGAAAGAACUACUUGAGAAACAGAAGGAGAUAGAGUCGCUGAGGAAACUGGUCCAUGAGCAGCAGCUUCACAUAGACACGCUAGCAAGCAGGGUCAGAACUUUGUCUCUAGACCAUGAAAAGUCACUGCUGUACCUUUCAACAACAGAAGGCAGUCAGAUCCUGAAGCUGGAGGCCUCUGCAUUGAAGGGUGGUCAGGAUGCCUUAGAUGAAGAGCCUAGAGCUGGCAGUAAGCCGAGCUUAACUCUUGGUCAGCCUGACAGUGCAGUAUCAGAGAUAGAAGUGGCGGAAGUGGCGUACAACGCUGCAGAGGACUGAGGUCA
Molecule: messenger RNA, 1479 nt
Organism: Ochotona princeps (American pika)
Lineage: Eukaryota; Metazoa; Chordata; Mammalia; Lagomorpha; Ochotonidae
Gene: SNX16
Product: sorting nexin 16
Exons: 8
Coding region: 437-1474 (345 amino acids)
Biological process (GO): early endosome to late endosome transport; protein targeting to lysosome; endosome to lysosome transport
Cellular component (GO): extrinsic component of endosome membrane; late endosome; early endosome
Molecular function (GO): phosphatidylinositol binding
Source: RefSeq, a predicted model, not a curated record